AUGAAGCGCAAAACUCAAUUUUGGCAAGGAAAUAAAGUAACAGAAUGGGUAACGCCUUUCUAUCAAAUGCGGUGCUGUAGUUCUACGAUUAGUUUAAUGGAUGCGUCGCUUCGUUCACACCGAGUUCAGGCGUGCGAUGGCGAGAAAGUCACACUGCAUUGCCCUCGCAACACACACAUAAUGAUAGAGACGGGGUAG
Messenger RNA from Strongylus vulgaris, 198 nucleotides. The record is from the annotation of a GenBank genome assembly. Lineage: Eukaryota; Metazoa; Nematoda; Chromadorea; Rhabditida; Strongylidae.